UAUACGUGCAUACCACCCACUUGACCGAACUGGCUCAACUUGUUUCAGCAUGCAUGGGACAUAAACAAAGUCUUAUGGAAAGCUGAUAACAGGGUUGGGAACAAAGCAUUUACUGUAAACCUCGGUGAGAAGUGAUAUCACUCACAUGAGUGCAAAGUACAUCAUCUCAAAACUGAAACUGUUGCUGCAUUUGAACAUUGCGAGAGGAUGGGCAUGAAACAACAGGACUGGUUGAUCGCAUGACCAGAAAACAACUAUGGCAUGUGUGCCCGUGCUGCUCUUGGACACUUUGGAGGAGCUGGUUGAUAAAGACCUGAGGACUCUCCAGUGGUUCCUUUACAGCAAUGUUCUCGAAGGAUUCCCUCAUAUUCCAAGGGCUCGGGUCGAUGGGGCAGACAGGCCGGGCACUGUGGAUCUUUUGGUGCAGACUUAUGGCUAUAAUGGUGCUGUUACAGUCACUGUGGAUAUAUUGAUGAGAAUGAAACUCAAUCUGUGGGCUGAAACACUGAAGAAGAAGUACGAGGAAGCUCCGAGCAAUCAAGAAGGCAAAGAAACUGGCCCUAGUGCAAUCCAAGAAAAACUGAAACUCACCCUGAGGAAAAAAUACCAAAACAUUUAUGAAGGGAAUGCAGAUGAAGGAGACAACAUCUACCUGAACAAAAUCUACACCAAGUUGCAUGUGAUUGAAGGAUCCUGGGGAGGCUUUAGCGAGGAGUAUGAGGUCAGACAGCAGAGGUCCAACCAUGUGACGACAGAAGAAACGUCCAUUAAAGCUAGUGACAUUUUCAAACCUAAGCCCAACCAAGAGAAGCAGAUCAGAACCGUGCUUACCCAGGGUAUACCCGGAGUGGGUAAAACUGUCUGCACACAAAAGUAUACCUUGAGCUGGGCGGAAGAGGAGGAAAAUCAAGACAUCACCUUCCUCUUCCCGCUUCCUUUCCGUGAGCUGAAUCCCAACAUUGGCGAGAAAGACUACAGUCUGAUGCAGCUGCUCCAUCAGUUCUUCCCUGAGAUGAAACCAAUUGAGACUUUGGGAACAGAAUUCAAAGUCCUCUUCAUCUUCGACGGCCUGGACGAGACUCUACUUCCCCUGAACUUCAAGCACAACAAGGUCUUGAGAGAUGAGACCGAGCCGGCCUCGCUAGAUGUGCUGAUCACCAACCUCAUCACAGGAGAUUUGCUCGGCAACGCUCUCAUCUGGAUCACGUCCAGACCUGCGGCAGGUAGCCGGAUCCCUCGAAAGCACAUCCACCAGUGGACAGAGGUGAAGGGCUUCGCUAAUGAACAGAGGGAGGAGUACUUCAAGAAGCGUUUGCGCGAUGAUAACCUUGCCAUCAGAAUCAUCAACCAUGUGAAGUCAUCAAAAAGCCUCAACAUCAUGUGUCAGAUACCAGUGUUCUGCUGGAUCACAGUCACCGUAAUGAAGAAAAUGUUGCAUGACAAUGUGACAGGAGGCAUGCCCAACACCCUGACCGAGAUGUACGCGUACCUCCUUCUCUGCCAGACAGACCGGAUGAAAGAAGGGCACUACCCAAUGACAAGUGACAAUGUAGUUUUGAAGCUAGCAGAGCUAGCGUUCCGUCAACUGGAGAAAGGCAAACUGAUCUUCUACGAGGCUGACUUGAAAGAGUGUGGCAUCAAUGUCAAAGAGGCAACAGUCUAUUCUGGAGUUUGCACAGAGGUCUUUGUGAUGGAGGGCAAAAGGAGGGGAGAAGUUUUCAGCUUUGUACAUUUAACCAUCCAGGAGUUUCUGGCAGCUGUGUACGCCCGUCAUUCCUACAUGCAAAGAAAGGAAAACGUCCUCCUUGGAUACCUGAAAAGAAUAUCUACAAGAUGGUUCCCCAAGUCUGUGUUCAGUUUUCACAAGAUUGCCAUCGAAAAAGCCUUGGAGAGCCCUGACGGCCGCUGGGACCUCUUCCUCCGCUUUCUCCUUGGACUGUCACUGAAGCCAAACCAGGAGCUCCUGGGUAGAAUACUGCCUUUGGAAGCUGAGGGAGAGGAAGAUGUGGUGAGAACCAUCCAGUUUAUCAAGGAGAAGAUCAAAGAGGAACCAGAGGCCAAGCUUAACCUCUUCCACUGCCUGAGUGAGCUCAGAGAGGAGUCCUUGGUGCAGGAGAUCCAGAGCUUUGUGAGUUCUGGGAGGCUUGAGCCCAAAAAGCUGUCUCCGGUCCAGUGGUCUGCUCUCACUUUUGAACUGAUGACAUCAGAGGCGACAGAGAAGUUUGACUUGAAGAAGUACAUAAGAUCAGAAGAAGGGGUAGUGAAGCUGCUGACUGUCAUUACUUCCUCCACACAUGCUCUGCUAAAUCGCUGCAACCUCUCUGAGAACUGCUGUGAAAUGUUGGCCUCCGCGCUGAGCUCAACUUCCUCUCACCUGACAGGGCUGGACCUGAGUGACAACAACCUGAAGGAUUCAGGGGUGAAGCUGCUUGCUGUUGGAUUAGGGAGCCCACAUUGUAAACUAAGGACUUUAAGAUUACACAAGUGUAAACUCGAAGGAGCCUGCUGUGCGGCACUGGCUGUUGCUCUCAGCACAGAGUCUACCCAACUCAGAGAACUGGAUCUGAGUACUAAUGACUUCCAGGAAGCAGGAGUGAAGGCUCUAUGUGUGGGACUGCGCAGCCACCACUGCAAACUAGAAACAAUCAGGUUGAAUCAGUGCAAGCUGAAAGAGAAUUGCUGUGCAGACUUGGCUACAGUUUUGAAGUCAGAUGCAUCACACCUGAAAACUCUUGACCUCAGCAACAACCUCCUGAAGGAUUCUGGUGUAUCGCUUUUUACUGCUGGUCUGAGGAGCCCACACUGUAGACUGGAAACACUAAGGCUCAGCUGGUGUGGCCUUACACAGAAAUGCUGCGAUCACAUUGGCUCAGCUCUCAGCUCUGACUCUGCCUCCGUCAAAGAGCUGGACCUGAGUGGAAACAACCUGGGUCCAGACAUACAGCAGCUGUGUGCUGGACUGAGAAGUCCACACUGUAAACUGGAGACAUUAAGGUUAAAUGAGUGCUGUCUCCAGAAAUGCAGUGCUGAUUUGGCGUCCGUCCUCAGCUCCGACACCUCCCUCCUGAAGGAGCUGGACUUGAGCGGGAACGACCUGCAGGACUCAGAAGUGAAUCUGCUCUCUGCUGGACUGGCAACUUCGGACUGUAAACUGGAGGCGUUACGAUUGUCGUUCUGUGGAGUCACAGAGAAAGGCUGCACUUACCUGGCUUCAGCGCUGAGCUCUAACCCUUCUCACCUGAGGCAGCUGGACCUCAGCUACAACUACCUGCAGGACUCUGGCGUGAAGCUGAUCUCUGUCCAUUUGAACGACCCGCUCUGUAAGCUGGAAAAUCUCAGUGUGGAUCAUAAUGCAGAGUGCUACUUGAAAUCAACACUGAAAAACUAUGCCUGUACACUGACUUUGGACGCAAACACAGCUGCCAGGUCUCUCUUCCUGUACGACGAUAGAAAGCAGGUGACCUGGGUCAGGGAGAGACAGCAGUACCCAGAUCACCCAGAGAGGUUCGAGAGUGUCUCCCAGGUGCUGUGUCACCAAGGCCUCACCCAACGCCACUACUGGGAAGUGGAGUGGCGAGGACGCUGGGUGGACGUCGCUGUGGCGAUGAAGGGGAUCCACCGGAGGGCGAGCUCUCACCUCUGUGGGUUUGGCUACACAGAGCAGUCCUGGAGUCUGUACUGCUCUGAGGAUCACUACAGUGCUCAGUAUGACCACCAGUCUGUGGAAAUUUCAGCACCUCCGUCUCGCUCCCACAGGGUGGGAGUGUAUCUGGACUGGUCGGGUGGCACUCUGUCCUUCUACAGCGUCUCCUCCUCUGGGACCCUCAGCCACCUUUACACGUUCUACAGCACUUUUACUGAGCCCCUCUACCCUGGGUUCGGGAUGGAGGACAAUGACUGCUCUGUAACUAUUUGUACAGUGGAGAGUUUGUAAGAACUCCUUUCUCGGUCAGCCAGUGCAGAAAGAUUUGAUGUAUUUCAAGCACAGGUUGAUGUGGGAACAAGUUCAAUUUUAAUUUAAAGGUGCAGUAUGAAGGAUUUAUUGGCAUCUAGCAGUGAGGUUGCAGAUUACAACCAAAUGAAUAUCCCUAUGCUCACCCCUCCUUUUCUAAGUUGUUAAGAACCUACAGUGUCCUUCAGGUAAUGUAAAUAUACUAGAGGCCCUCUAUGCAUGUAGUUUGUCCAUUCCAGGCUACUGUAGAAACGUGGGAUGCUCUGUGGAAGAAGACCCACUCCCUCACUUAUAGAGAUGAAGGGCUCUUUCUAAGCUAAUAAAAACACGAUUCUUGGUUCAAGGCAUGGGCAGAUUAUGAAACAAUGGGUCUCUGGGCACAGAUAUGCAAAAGGCCCCCACCACCUCUCCUACAUAGGAACAAGACACACAGAUUUUGUGGUGGUGUUGUGUAUGUGGUCAUUAUGCAUCCUUUUUUGGGUUUAUGUCUUUUUGUGUCUCUUCUAGUUGGUGCAUUUUAAUUAGACAUUUGACAUUUUGCAAGUGAAGGCCAGGGGUCCUCCUGACACUAUGACACUAAAGCUAGCUUGUGGUAUAGCUAGCAGUAGCACAUCACUCUGGGUCAGGUUGUCUCAGUACUUUUGGGGCAAAUGGUCACGUGUAUACAUAGAGCAACAUUAUCUAGCAGCAGCCAUGCGGAAGCCAACUUUGCUAGCUGCUAAAGUUGGUAGUUGUUAUGAAAUGUGUAAACAAUAUAGCCUACAGCUUCAGACAGUGUAAUAAUUAAUAGUAAUUAUUAUACUGUUGUCAAUGAUAUGUCCACAAAAUGGUCAAGAUACAAAGGAGAGUGCACAAUAGGCCCUUAAUUGGAAAAAAUAAAUAUAAUGACAAAUUGUCUUUUGUAAUAUACAAACAGAAGGAAGAAAAUAAGGAGGAAGAAAAGACAAAGAGAAGCCUGUUAAAAUUGUUUGAAAUGACAAAUUAAAGAUAAAUAAAAGACCAACAACGACCUGACAUCAUACUCAGGGCAGUGAGGCAGGCAAAGCUGUAAAGUAAAUCUAUAAUGAGUACUGCCAAAGACUUGAGCUUCAAAUACAGAACUCUCAUAUGAUACUGUCAAAAGAUGACAUGAGCAGAAAUUGAUCAAAUUCUUUUAUACGUGUUCUUAUUCAUUGGAAAAAAAAAACAAAAAAAAACAGUAGCUUAAAAUAUUAACUGUUCAAGUGUCAGUAUAAUCUA
Molecule: messenger RNA, 5191 nt
Organism: Epinephelus fuscoguttatus (brown-marbled grouper)
Lineage: Eukaryota; Metazoa; Chordata; Actinopteri; Perciformes; Serranidae
Product: NACHT, LRR and PYD domains-containing protein 12-like
Exons: 11
Coding region: 257-3934 (1225 amino acids)
Molecular function (GO): protein binding
Source: RefSeq, a predicted model, not a curated record